UUCGAGUUUCAACCUCAUCCCUGAAACGCGCAACAAAACUCUCAUCCUCCUCUGCGCUUCCUUCCUUCCUCGCUUUCUCCACCCAACAAUGUCACUGGCAUCUUCAUUUCCCAUUCCUCACGUUCACGCCUCCACCACACUCAACCACCACCACCACCACCACCACCACCACUGCUUCAACCACCUCCAAAUCAAACGCAAGCACUUCGUCUUCAUCUCAUCCCCCACCCUCACCCUCUUCUCCUCCAACGCACUUCAAUCCCGCCACCGCCUCCUCCGCUUGGACUCCACCACUGACAAUUUCCUCGUCGACGGCCUCAAUUCCCCCCUCGACGACGACGACUCUGAACCGCCCGCGGCAAACAGCAAGAUCUUCCUCCAGGAACCGCCCUGGAUUUCGUCUCAUUUCCUCAAAGACUGGCUCAUGAGAGCCGAGCAGGAGGUGCGGGAGGCUGAAACGUUCGACGCGUUACGGCGGAGACAGAUCGAGGCGGAGACCGAGGCGUGGGAGAGGAUGGUGGAGGAGUACAGGGAGCUUGAGAGGGAGAUGAGGGAGAAGAGGUUGGCGCCGAAUUUGCCUCGUGUGAAAUCCUUGCUGCUUGGGUGGUUUGAGCCGCUUAAGGAGGCCGUGGAGGCUGAGCAGAAGGCGCACCAGGCGAGGUCUAAGAAGCAGCAGGCGUCUAUUGCUCCUAAUGUGGACUCGUUGCCGGCCGCGAAGGUGGCGGUUAUUGUGAUGCAUAAGAUGAUGAGUUUGGUCAUGGAGAAUGAGGAAGGGUGUGUUCAGCUUGUUCAGGCUGCUGUUCAGAUUGGCAUGGCUUUGGAACAAGAGGUUAGGAUUCAUAAGUUCCUUGAAGGAAAUAAAAGUCUCCAGAGUAAGAAGACAGAGGCUGACACUGAAGAGAAUUUGAAUAAUGAUAAAGAAAAACAAAGAAAAUUUGUGAAUGGUUUAAUUAAAAGAAAAAAACUGAAAGAGGUACAUGUGGUCUUGAAACAGGAAGAAGUUAGUCCUUGGAGCCGUGCUGCCCAGGCUAAGCUGGGAAGUCGAUUAAUAGAAUUAUUAAUUGAAACAGCAUAUGUUCACUCUCCAGUUAAUCAGUCUGCGGAUACUCCACCGGACAUUCGACCAGCUUUCAGACAUGGGUUCAAGCCUCAAUCAAGGAGUCCAGGGCAAAAGAUCUUGAAGAAUUAUGGUGUUAUACAAUGUGAUCCCUUAGUCCUAGCUGGGCUUGAAAAAUGUGCUAAGCAUAUGUUAAUACCUUACAUGCCAAUGAUAAUACCUCCGAAAAAGUGGAAAGGGUAUGACAAGGGUGGGCACUUGUUCUUACCUUCUUAUAUCAUGCGUACUCAUGGAUCUAGGAAGCAGCAAGAUGUAAUGAAGAACGUCAAAGGAGAGCAAAUGCAAAAAGUUUUCGAGGCAUUGGAUAUUCUUGGCAACACUAAAUGGCGAAUAAAUGGAAGAUUACUUGAUGUUGUGGAGUCCAUCUGGGCUGGAGGAGGUAACGUUGCAGGACUGGUUGAUUGUGAAAAUGUACCUUUACCAGACAAGCCACCUACGGAGGAUUUAAAACAAAUUCAGGAGUGGAAGUACAGAGUAAGGAAGGCAAAAAAAAUGAACCUAGAGAGGCAUUCUCAAAGAUGUGACACUGAACUUAAGCUUUCUGUGGCAAGAAAAAUGAAAGAUGAGGAUUGCUUUUAUUAUCCACACAAUCUUGACUUUCGCGGAAGAGCAUAUCCUAUGCAUCCUCAUUUGAAUCAUUUAGGUUCUGAUCUGUGUCGAGGUCUGCUUGAAUUCGCUGAAGGGCGACCAUUGGGAAAGUCUGGACUUCGGUGGCUGAAGAUACAUUUAGCUAAUUUGUAUGCAGGAGGAAUUGAGAAGCUGUCUUAUGAUGGGCGCCUAGGAUUUGUAGAGAACCAUAUUCAUGAUAUAUUUGACUCUGCUGAUAAUCCUGUUAAUGGAAAUCGUUGGUGGUUAAGGGCUGAGGAUCCUUUCCAGUGCCUUGCUGCCUGUAUUAAUCUAUCAGAAGCCUUAAGAAGCUCAUCACCAAAUUCUGUUAUCUCUCAUCUUCCAAUUCAUCAGGAUGGGUCCUGUAAUGGCUUACAACACUAUGCAGCUUUGGGAAGAGAUGAGCUGGAGGCUGCGGCAGUUAACUUGGUUGCUAAAGAGAAACCUGCUGAUGUUUACUCUGAGAUUGCCGUUAGAGUUCAUGAUAUAAUGAGAAGAGACAGCAACAAGGACCCCAGCACUUUUCCAAACGCUUUGUUAGCCAAAGUUUUAAUUGAUCAGAUUGAUAGGAAACUGGUCAAACAGACUGUAAUGACUUCUGUAUAUGGUGUUACUUAUAUUGGGGCACGAGAUCAAAUAAAGAAAAGAUUAGAGGAAAAAGGCCUCAUUACUGAUGAUAGACUUUUAUUUACUGCAGCUUGCUAUGCUGCUAAGGUGACAUUGGCUGCCCUUGGAGAAGUUUUUGAAGCUGCACGAGGCAUCAUGAGCUGGCUUGGUGAUUGUGCGAAGGUGAUUGCAUAUGAAAACCAGGCUGUUCACUGGACCACUCCUCUUGGUCUUCCUGUUGUACAACCAUACUGUAAAACUGAACGCCAUCUGAUCAAAACAUCACUUCAGGUUUUGGCUUUGCAGAGGGAGGGGACUGCAGUAUCUGUGAAGAAGCAGAGAAGUGCAUUUCCUCCUAACUUCGUACAUUCACUGGAUAGUUCACACAUGAUGAUGACUGCUCUAGCCUGCAGCGAUGCUGGCUUAUGUUUUGCAGGUGUUCAUGAUUCAUUUUGGACACAUGCAUGUGAUGUUGAGAUAAUGAAUCGGAUUCUUAGAGAAAAUUUUGUGGAGCUUUAUGACAUGCCUAUACUAGAAAAUCUGCUGGAGGACUUCCAGACUAUGUAUCCAGGAUUGGCUUUCCCUUCAUUGCCAAAAACUGGUGAUUUUGACUUACGGAAGGUUCUUGAUUCUCCAUACUUUUUCAACUGAGCAUUUCUCCAAGAGCAACAACUGUAAGUUUGCUGCAGAAGCUUUCUUGACUUCUAAUGCAAAACCAUGGACGAACUUCCGAGGCAUUUUCAACCUGUUUUGAAUGUUGAGGUUGGAAUGAUGACCCAUCAUUGCCUCUGGAAAAGGCCAUGAAGAAAAGCAAAUAGGUUCUGGAGAUAUUUUCAAAGAAAGUAUCUUGUUGCUUGAGGGAUCAGAACUUUGCUGAUUUGAAAAUCUAAUUAACUUGAGGCUGGUUCAAGAGGAGAUAAAGGCAACCCCUCAAAUUUAUAAUACAUUCAGGGGAGGAAAUUCACCACGAAAUUUUAAUGUCCGUGAUUUCCAACACCUGAAUUGAGUUGCGGCUGGGCAAUAGACGUGGCUAGUGCUAAAUGAGCAGAGCAUCUGUACAGUGUGGAACCUAGGGGCAGAGCAAAUUUUGAUAGUGCAAGAGUAUUUUUCUCUCACAAUGUAAAAUAUGUAAUAGAUGUAUUAUAGUAGGUUAGAGAAAGUUCGUUAGGGUUAGAAGCAUUGGCUUAUCUCUGAUUUUUAUAAAAUUAGUCACUUCCAUUAAAUUCAAUCAUAGUGUAUUAAAUUAUAGAUAUUGAGAAUAAAUGGAAAAGGAUUUUAGAAUUCA
This is a messenger RNA of Lotus japonicus, 3614 nucleotides long. Its product is annotated as DNA-directed RNA polymerase 3B, chloroplastic. Lineage: Eukaryota; Viridiplantae; Streptophyta; Magnoliopsida; Fabales; Fabaceae. Gene Ontology annotation, biological process: mitochondrial transcription. The record is from RefSeq and is a predicted model, not a curated record. Gene Ontology annotation, cellular component: mitochondrial DNA-directed RNA polymerase complex. Gene Ontology annotation, molecular function: DNA-directed RNA polymerase activity; DNA binding. The coding region runs from base 89 to 2980 and encodes 963 amino acids. The transcript is spliced from 19 exons.